This is a messenger RNA of Soboliphyme baturini, 501 nucleotides long. The record is from the annotation of a GenBank genome assembly. NCBI's taxonomy places the organism in Eukaryota, Metazoa, Nematoda, Enoplea, Dioctophymatida, Soboliphymatidae.
AUGAGUGCCGGCGCUAUGGUCGCAGUCAGAGUAGAGUUCAGCAAUCAAACUUCGUUAUACUGCAACAUUCUGCACUGUCGCUCGAUCCUGAAGACGAUAAGGGUGCAUCGUGCCCUGCCGAUUACAGUCAUCAUCAAAAUGGAGCUGAUCGACCAAUCGUUGGGAGACUGCCUGUCGCUGUCUGCCGGAAACUCGAAGAAAAUGUACUCAUACGUACUGGACAUUCUCAGACAAGUGAUGUUGUUGUACCACACGUUUCUGAACCUGUAUUUCUUUAAUUGUCCGUUUUGGAAACAUUUCACCGUCAAUUUCAUGGACAUCCUGGUUUUGCUUGCCUCUUGCUGUGACGUUCCGAAACAGUCGAUCAAAAACUUCAGUCGUCGCUUCUGCACCAUGUACGCUUCUCUGGAACGACGCCACUUUCGAUUCCUCCGUCAAAUCGAGUACAGCAAACGUGACGAAAGUUUUAUGUCUCAAUUCCUGCUUCACGGAGUCUGCUGA